GCAAUUUCAACGCCUGCGUUUACAUAGAUUGCAUUCUAUGAAUCCAGAGUUUUUAUAGACGUUUUUUAUCUUUUUUUCUGAUCAAUUUUAAAUGCCAAAGUUCUCUUGUUUCCAUUACGUAGCUCUGUAGCUAAUUCUCUUAUUGUUAUGUUUUGUUCCCUCGUUUUUGCCAAAAUUUACCUAAAUUAAGAAUAAUUUACUUAACAUGCCUCCUAUUCUGCUUCUUUUGUUAGCUUAAGUGCUUUUGUUGUCUGUUAUAAUGAUUUCUAAUAAGUUUUUUAGAGAAUUUCGUAGACUCAUUCUCAAUUAGUGUUUGUGCUGGACAAUUUGGUGUACCAACAGUUGAAUUUUAUUGUAUCUACUUUUUUCCGCUUCAAAUUUUCCUUGUUUCACUGUUUCAACCGUCUUGCUUUUCUUUUUCCUCUUGAUUUUCCCAGAAUUUAGGAUUUUGGUGGGUCUAGCCAUGGAAAGUCGGAAAGUUAUUCGUUUCCUGGGCUUCAUUUCAAUAUCUAUUAUCCUUAUCUCUGACACCUGUGUGGCUAGUGUUCGAACUAUUGGCAAAAUCACUCCAGUGCUUCAAGGGUCUCAAAUGAAUUGGAUCGACAAUGAUGGGUUGUUUCUUUUAUCAAAUAGUUCAGAUUUCGCUUUUGGCUUCCAAACUACCCAAGAUGUCACAUUGUUUCUGCUAGUUAUCGUGCACCUGGCGACUAGAACACCAAUCUGGUCUGCUAAUCGAGGGUCACCGGUUACAAACUCUGACAAAUUUGUGUUCAAUCAAGAUGGUAAAGUGUUUUUACAAAAAGGGGAUAAUGUUGUUUGGACAGUGAAUACCAAUGGUAAAUCUGUUUCUGCAAUUGAAUUGCAGGACUCUGGAAAUCUGGUUAUGCUUGGGGAUGACAAUAGUGUACUUUGGGAGAGUUUUAGUCAUCCCACAGAUACACUUAUAUCGAACCAGGACUUUGUGGAAGGCAUGAAGCUUGUAAGUAAUCCUAGUAGCAAUAACCUCAGCUACUUUCUUGAAAUCAAGUCCGGAGAUAUGGUUCUCUCUGCCGGUUACCCAACUCCUCAGCCCUACUGGUCUAUGUCGAAGGAUGAGCGAAAAACCAUUAACAAAAGUGGUGGGAAGGUCAGCUUAUCAACUCUUAUAGCAAAUUCAUGGAGGUUCUAUGAUCAAAACAAAGUCUUAUUGUGGCAAUUUGUAUUCUCAGCUAAUACUGAUGCAAAUGCCACUUGGAUUGCAGUUAUAGGAAAUGAUGGCUUUAUUUCCUUCUCCAAUCUCCAGAAUGAUACAAGUGCUGCUUCAGAUACAAAAAUCCCAAAUAAUCCGUGCAGCACACCAGAAUCUUGUGAUGCAUAUUAUGUUUGUUCUGGUAAUAACAGGUGCCAGUGCUCUGAAGCUCUUAAUGCUAGAAAUUGCCGAACUGGCAUUGUCUCUCCCUGUGAUCGUUCAAAGGGUUCUACUGAGCUUGUGGAUGCUGGAGAUGACCUGAAUUAUUUUGCACUUCCAUAUGUUCCAUCCUCUUCAAAAUCUGAUUUGAGUGGUUGCAAAGCCUCUUGCCUUGGUAAUUGUUCUUGCCUUGCUUUGUUCUUCCAAAACAGUACUGGGAACUGUUUUUUGUUUGACAGCAUAGGUACCUUCCAAAGCUCCGAUCAGGGCUCAAGUUAUGUUGCAUACAUUAAGGUAUUGAAUGAUGGAGGAGUUGACACUAAUGGUGGAGGGGAUUCAAGUAGCCAGAAACACUUUCCAUAUGUUGUGAUCAUAGUCAUUUCAACAGUAAUUGUCAUCUCUUGUCUACUCUAUCUGGCAUUUCGGUAUUACAGGAAUAAAAAGAAAAGGGUGCCAGAAUCUCCUCAAGAGACAUCAGAAGAAGAUAAUUUUUUAGAGAACUUAUCUGGGAUGCCAGUUCGUUUCAGUUACAGCGAUCUUCAAAAUGCAACUAACAACUUCUCUGUGAAACUCGGGCAAGGAGGGUUUGGCUCAGUUUACCAAGGGGUUCUUCCAGAUGGAACUCGGUUGGCUGUGAAGAAGUUGGAAGGCAUUGGUCAGGGCAAGAAAGAAUUUAGAGCCGAAGUAAGCAUCAUUGGAAGUAUCCAUCAUCUGCAUUUGGUCAGGCUCAAAGGCUUUUGUGCUGAAGGAGCCCAUCGGCUUCUUGCUUAUGAGUACAUGGCAAAUAAUUCUUUGGAUAAGUGGAUCUUCAGGAGAAACAGAAACGACAAUCUGCUAGAUUGGGAAACUAGAUUCAACAUAGCUUUAGGUACGGCAAAAGGGCUUGCUUAUCUUCAUGAAGACUGUGAUGUAAAAAUUGUUCACUGUGACAUAAAGCCUGAAAAUGUGCUUCUUGAUGAUAAUUACCUUGCCAAAGUCUCUGAUUUUGGCUUGGCUAAACUAAUGACUCGUGAGCAAAGCCAUGUUUUCACAACUUUAAGGGGCACAAGGGGGUACCUUGCACCAGAGUGGAUCACAAACUACGCAAUUUCAGAAAAGAGUGACGUUUAUAGCUAUGGGAUGGUGCUACUGGAGAUCAUUGGGGGAAGAAAAAACUAUGACCCAUCAGAAACUUCAGAGAAAUCACAUUUCCCAUCUUAUGCAUUCAAGAUGAUGGAAGAAAGGAAAUUGAGAGAAAUACUUGAUUCGAGAUUAAGGAUAGACGAUCAGGACGAGAGGGUUUAUACAGCCAUUAAAGUAGCACUAUGGUGCAUACAGGAAGAUAUGCAUCUAAGGCCAUCAAUGACAAAAGUUGUGCAAAUGCUUGAAGGUCUCUGCCAAGUUUCUCAGCCACCAACUUCUUCUCCACGUCUUUAUUCAACUUUCUUUAAGUCAGUAAGUGACGAGGGCACUGGCACUGGCACUUCCUCAGGACCAUCAGACUGCAAUAGCGAUGCUUAUCUUUCAGCCGUGCGCCUUUCUGGCCCAAGAUAACACUUACUGAAGAUAGUCCAAUUCCAUGUAUACGUCUCAUAUCUU
This is a messenger RNA of Pistacia vera, 2965 nucleotides long. RefSeq names its product G-type lectin S-receptor-like serine/threonine-protein kinase SD2-5. Gene Ontology annotation, molecular function: ATP binding; protein serine/threonine kinase activity. The record is from RefSeq and is a predicted model, not a curated record. The transcript has a single exon. NCBI's taxonomy places the organism in Eukaryota, Viridiplantae, Streptophyta, Magnoliopsida, Sapindales, Anacardiaceae. The coding region runs from base 464 to 2920 and encodes 818 amino acids. Gene Ontology annotation, biological process: protein phosphorylation.